Messenger RNA from Dendronephthya gigantea, 1169 nucleotides. Its product is annotated as C-factor-like. The transcript is spliced from 2 exons. Lineage: Eukaryota; Metazoa; Cnidaria; Anthozoa; Malacalcyonacea; Nephtheidae. The record is from RefSeq and is a predicted model, not a curated record. Bases 89 to 868 code for a protein of 259 amino acids.
GUAGGUCACAGUUUAAAUGGACAAAAUAGUACGAUAUUUUUUUUCUGUUUUCUUUCAUUGCUGACUAGCUUUGCUAACAAACAUAGCAAUGGAGAAAAACGACAUUGAUACGGAUGGAGUAUUAUAUUCUGUCCUAAUUUUAGGGUGCAAUCGAGGACUUGGUCUUGAAUUGGUUCGAUUCUUACUUGGUCUUAAAAAACCGCCGAAAUAUUUAUUUGCUACAUGUCAUGAUCAAGAUACAUGUUCAGCACUGCAUGCAUACAAUCUACUGUGGAACCCAAGAAAAACAAAAGUUAAAGUUUUAAAACUUGAAGUAAAUGAUGAUCGUGAAAUUGCAAAUGUUGUCACUUUCAUUGAGCAAGAGUUGGAUGGUGUUGGAUUAAGUGUCUUAAUUAAUAAUGCAGAAACUCACAUAAGAAAAGAUCUAGAAACAGUAUCAUGGGAUGAUAUGAGGAGAACAUUUGAAACAAAUACAAUCUCACCAAUUAUAAUUGCCAGAGCGUUUCGGUCAAUUCUCAGUUCUUUUGUAUUACUGGGUUCAAAUGAAGCAAUGUCUAUAAAAUGCUGUGCAGCUAUUGUCAACAUAAACUCUGUAUUAGGUUCAAUUACACUAAAUAAAGAAGGAGGAAUGUAUCCAUACCGAGCAAGUAAAACAGCACUGAACAUGGCAACAAGAUGCCUUAGCAGGGACUUAAAAGAUAAUGGUAUUACUGUUAUCAGUUUGCACCCAAGAAAUAUUCCAAAUGAGUCGGAAGGGCCACUACCAUAUUCAUUUACAGCCUCACAUAUUAUUAAAUUUAUAUCAUCAUUAAAUGUGACACAUACAGGGGGCUUUUAUACCUAUGAUGGAACAUUGAUUCAAUUUUAAAGUUAUGGAUAUAUAAUUUUAUUUUGAAACAUACAAUACAAUGAUGUAAUUGGUAUAUUAAUGUCAUUCUUACUAAGUAGGUAGUGCUAUUCCCCGGACAAUGAUUUCCUAUGGGGCUUUAAUAUAGCCUUUUCUAGUAUGGUAUAUACAAAAUUCAUUAUAUUUGUGUAAUUUUUCAUAGUAUAUAAUUAUUACUUUGAAUAUAUUCUAAUUCAUGGUAUAAUUGUUAAAUAGGUACCUAUUAAAGACAGUCAUAAAGAUGUCAGUCUUAUUUUCUCUAUAAUGAUGGUCCAUUGCUUCC